Messenger RNA from Racocetra fulgida, 183 nucleotides. The record is from the annotation of a GenBank genome assembly. Lineage: Eukaryota; Fungi; Glomeromycota; Glomeromycetes; Diversisporales; Gigasporaceae.
AUGAAAUUAAAUAAUCCGAAUAAAGAGAAUUACGAUCCAGUCAGAAGAACUUUUUCAAAUUCAGGAGAUGGUCACUUACGUCAAAGGGUGAUUAAAAAUACACUAAAUCCUUCGCGAAAAUAUGGUCGAACCCCGUUAACUGAAAUUUGCACAAACAUUUUAGAAGAAACUUUAGAAGUUGAG